This is a messenger RNA of Rotaria sp. Silwood1, 1044 nucleotides long. NCBI's taxonomy places the organism in Eukaryota, Metazoa, Rotifera, Eurotatoria, Philodinida, Philodinidae. The record is from the annotation of a GenBank genome assembly.
AUGAAUAAUAUUGAAAUACUUGACAAUAUUGUUAUUUAUCUUCAUCGAUAUAUAACAUGGAUUCUUUUCUUGUUGGGAAAUAUUGGAAAUAUAUUAACUGGUGUAAUAUUUUUCAAAAAAUCAUGGAAAAAAAAUGUUUGUGUAUUUUACUUUUUAAAUUGUUUACUAGUAAAUUUUGCUUAUAUUAAUACUACUAUGGUUGGAUCAAGUUUUACAUUUGGUUUUCAAAUUCAUUCAGAAAGUUCUAAUGUUGUUUUAUGUAAAAUUUUGUAUUAUGUAUCAUAUCUAUUAUCUGUACUUUUACCUAAUAUUCUUAUAUUAGCAUCGAUUGAUCGUCUAUUAAUAUCUUCUAAAAAUAUUGAUACACGUUUAUAUAGUUCAAAACGUUUAGCUUAUUUUUCGAUUAGUGUCAGUACAAUUUUUUGGAUUAUAUUUUAUAUUCAUGUUUUAAUUAAAAUUGAUGUUCAAAAAAUUUAUCCAUCUGGUUUUGUUUGUUAUUAUGAUACAUCAGGAUUUUAUUUUGAAUUUAUUUCAUAUUCAACAUUAAUUAUUGCUGUUGGUUUAGCUUUUGUAUUAAUUAUAUUAUCGAUUUUAGCAUUUAAAAAUGUUCGUCAACUUCAAACUAUUCCACGACAACAACGAAAUCAAUUUCGAAUUAUGCAUAAAAAAGAUUUUCAACUUCUUUGUUGUCUUUAUAUUCAUGAUAUUGUAUAUAUUAUAUUUAAUGUUUUUGUUGCUGCCUAUUAUGUUUAUGUAGCAACAACAAAACAUCAUAUACGUACACCAUUUCAUCAAACUAUUGACAAUUUUCUUUCUGGUUUUGGUACUUUUAUUCAUCAUAUUCCAUAUUGUGCUAGUUUUUUCAUAUUUAUUAGUGUAUCUAAAGCUUUUCGACAAGAAAUCAAACGAUUAUUUUACAAGAUGUGUUGUAAAGAUAAAAUGUCAAUUAGAGAAGCAGAUAAUAGACAACAAAAUAUUGUACGAAAUAAUAUAGAAUUAAAUGUUGUAGAUGGAAUUGUUAGUACAAUUAUGUUACCAACUUGA